Magallana angulata is the source of this 3355-nucleotide messenger RNA. RefSeq lists its product as uncharacterized. Lineage: Eukaryota; Metazoa; Mollusca; Bivalvia; Ostreida; Ostreidae. The record is from RefSeq and is a predicted model, not a curated record. The coding region runs from base 114 to 3086 and encodes 990 amino acids. The transcript is spliced from 21 exons.
GUACUCGUCGCAGUGUACUAUAAGCGCUAUCAGACUCCGAUAACAAGUACUGGGAGCAGAGUUCACUCGUCCGUCCUCCCUGACAUAACGCCAACCUACCCCCACAGAAAAAGAUGUUACAUGUACUUGGAAGACUUGCUUCAGUGAUUUUUCUCGCGACAUGCGUGACCUCAGAUGACCCUGCCCUAUACAGGUGUCAACCGGGGACCACCCCUCAGGGUGUCACACCUGCACCAAAUCCUCCACCUAUGCCGACAUUGUCUGGUGUUACGGCAUUCUCCACUAAAAUAGAGGCCAUUAUUGGGGAAACUGGUACCACUGUGUCUGCAGAGGAGUACUACGACAGUGCCAACAAAAAGGCGGCCAUCUUCGUGUUGAUUUCAGGGGAACAGUUCAAAAUCAUAUACGACUACGACACAAACGAAAUUUUUUACGUUAAUCCGGACCAGACCUGUUAUACUAAAAACCUCACCACGGACAGCAAUAACGUGUUCUUUGGAACCACCGUCUCCAACAAGUUCCAUGUCUUCAACACUUUGGACGCAUUGCAGUUUGCAGUCAACAAAGGCCAAACAUACAUGGGGACGAAGGUGACGCGCGGUAUCCUAUGUGACUACUGGCGAUCAUGCAUCAACUGGCCCGAGCUUAACUCAACCUUCACCAUGGACUACUACUUCUCAGUCUCUAAUUGGGUAACACCCUCUGGCAUUUCCCAAGUUCCGGUCCGGGCGGAAGUGUUCGGUUACAGAACGUUGGGUGGCGGAGCCAAACACAAAUUCCACCACAUUUACGACUAUUCCGAAUUCCAGGCACAACCUCCGCUUGAUCAAACUGUAUUUGAAACCCCAUCCAUGGUUGUGUGCACCAACCGGAAGCAGGUGCGCUCUCUACCUCAACUAACAAAGGCCUUCCUUUACAGAGAAGAAAUAGUUCCAAAAUCAGGCACCUCCACCACUGCUGACGUCUGGUAUGACAACAACUUGCGGCUGGUGAGGUACGACUUCCGGCCACCCACCCCACAGCCCCCGUAUUACAAUACUGACGCUGUCACCGAAAUCCAUGACUUUAACACAGGUGUCGCCUAUGCCAUCGACCGCAUCAUGGCCAACUGUAGCAUCAUCCCCAUCAUGAACGCCUCAUUUGACACGUCUAUCAACGUCAGUGUAGCGGCCAAUAAGCAGCAGUUCGUCAUCAAGAUGAAGAGUCCCCAGGACCUGUUCUACAUCGAUAAUAACUACACCUACGCCGGACAGAGAUACGCCCGUGGAGAGCAGUGUGAUGUAUUCAUCCGCCAGAGGUCGGACUUCAUGUUGGGUGGUCACGCGAUCAACGCCACACUGGAGUUUUAUUUUCUCUCGAGUAACCAGAUGCAGAUAAACAAUGAUGGAAAUACUGUCUCUCAAGCUGCCGACAUCCCUGUCCAACUAAAUGUCAACGUACCCAGCAUACCAUACACUGUAACAUACAGUAUUUACAACUACGAUCCCGAGGAACCGGCCAUUACCAGUUAUGACAUCAGCAAUUGUUACUCGAUUGAAAAUAAAAUGGGUUUCAAGAUAACAUUUUACGGCUCUUUUGACAGUAAAGUUAUUGCAUACAAGGACAUUUUCCUGUAUCAGUCCAUUUCACUGGCAGCCAGUAUAUCCGGAGUAACUCCCCUUAGAAUCACCAAACCUAGCUUCUACAUGGACUCUGGCAAUGGGUACUUCGUUGCCACUCUACUAGACAGAGCACCAAUACUUCAACGUUUCCAGAAACUUCCAGGAAAGGUAGUGCAGUUCAACAAUGACGCUGUCAUUCGGAAUAUAAAGACGGCCGACAUGUGCGCCUACCUGUGUAACGGAAACGUCAACUUCACGUGCAACAGCUUUGAGUACUGUCCCUCCUCCAAAGUCUGCACCCUCAGUAAAAUCCACACUGACGAUGGCAACGUUGUCAGCUCCACCCAGCAGUGUGAUCUUUACGAUCGUUCUCUGGGAAGCAACUCCUUUGUGGAGGUCCCCCUGACUGACGCCUGGCAGAAUCUCAGGAAUGGGGUCAUUAAGCAGCUCUUCCAAAUCAGCAUCAAGUACGACAAGAAUACACAGACGUAUACAGCUCAGGACAUCGUGAAUGACGUCGUUGAUAGUGGGGACCUCCCUCCCGCGUCAGUGAAAACCUUACAAAGCUUUAAGAGUAUGCCCAAUAAGUACGUCCCUAACUUUGACGACAACAUACUGACCGGGCUGUCCAUUGACGACUGUGCCUCGGCGUGCGUCACCCAGACGUCCUUCGUCUGCCAGUCCUUUGAAUAUCAGCUGAUUCAGGGCACCUGCGUCCUCUCUCAUCUCCACCCUGACGAACAUCCGGGUGCCAUCAAGGGCAUCUCGGGAACAGACUUGUAUAUACGGGAUUACACCAGUAAGUUCUCUAAGCUCCCCGGCCAGACGGUUCUCUCCUCCUCCAGCGUCAUCUACCAGCAGGUGUUCGACACCAACCAAUGCGCCAAGCUCUGCGACAACUACCAGGCCUACAACUGUAAAUCCUUCGACUUCUGCUUCGACAUUGGAACCUGCUUUCUGGGCAAAACACACGUUUUUGAUGUACCUAAAGCCGAUGUUAUAUCAAAUCCCAUGUGUAACCAUUACUCUAGAAAUUACAUUGACGAUUUCACAAUGACAGCGAGUCGUACUAUCCAACUUGUGAACGACAGAAUAGUAUCCGGAGUGACAUUGGCUCAGUGUGCUAAGAACUGUGUCGAUAUGGAGGCCGGAAGUUGUGCCUCGUUUUCAUACUGUGAUGGGCAGUCCCUGUGCCGUCUCAGCACAGCUUCAAUGAAGAAUGUCGGUCAGGUGUCGGCGACGCCGAGCGCCACCUGCAAUCUAUACACAAGGCAGUAUUUCCCCGAUGGUACGGGAUACGUAGCUAACCCCCAGCAGUACUUCAUGAACACCCAAACAACCAAGAAAAUCCCCACAAGUUCUGUUGCUGGAAUAGCUGUUGCUAUGCUAAUUGUUGGAGUACUCCUAACAGCUAUCGGAAUAUUUGUUUACCUCAGAAAGACCAACAAAAGAAUACAAGACAUCAGGCUACCCUCGCGUAAUUGACCUCACGCGGUCGACGUCAUUCAUCUCACGAGAACAAAAAAGACGCACGUGGUUACACACUCGCUAAUUCACUUUUUUGUUUUAAUAUUUGUCAUUUUUUAAAAGAUAUUUUGUAAUACUCGAGCCAAAUGUUGUUUAUCUUUACUCAGAGACUUCUGUGCUGUUUGAAUAUGUAUGAACUGUGUAUAUGUGGUUUAUAUUUGUACAAAAUAUUUUUCUUCUUUGAUGGUACAGUAUAUGUAUUACAAGGAUAAAAACGUUUUCAUAUC